CGCGCGCACAGCUCGCGCUGUGAUGGGACUACAAAAACCCGUUAGCGCCCUCCGCUUCCUCCUCUUCCAUCAUGGCUCCCUCGAUAGACAGGCAAGGAUACUGGGGGCGGCCGACCUCAACGCUGGAAUGGUGCGAGGAGAAUUAUGUCGUCUCUUUCUACAUCGCGGAGUUCUGGAACACUGUCAGCAACCUGAUAAUGAUUCUUCCUCCCAUAUAUGGAGCCGUCCAGACGUUCCGGGACGGCCUGGAGUUUCGUUAUAUCUGCUCGUUUCUUGGUCUUUCAGCCGUAGGUGUCGGUUCCUGGUGCUUCCACAUGACGCUGCUGUAUGAGAUGCAGCUGCUGGACGAGUUGCCAAUGAUUUACAGUACAUGUGUGUUUGUGUACUGUCUGUACGAGUGCUUCAAGCAAGAGAACAGCAUCAGUGUGUUUCCUAUCGUGUUGUUGAUAAUCUUCAGCGUCUCGGUCACAUUGGUGUACCUACAGUGGAAAGAGCCAGUGUUUCACCAGGUCAUGUAUGGUGCCCUGGUAGCGUGCCUGGUGAUGCGUUCUGUCUUCAUUGUUACCUGGGUGUACCCGUGGCUCAGGGGCCUGUGUUACACCUCUUUAGGGAUCUUUAUGUUGGGAUUCCUGCUGUGGAACAUCGACAACAUUUUCUGUGACUCGUUAAGAGCCAGUAGACAAGUGCUGCCCCCUGGUGUUGGAGUGGUGACACAAUUCCAUGCUUGGUGGCAUAUUUUCACGGGUCUUGGUUCCUACCUGCACAUUCUCUUCAGCUUGCAGAUCAGAUCCACCUACCUCAAGUAUAGACCAAAAGUGAAGUUUCUGUGUGGCGUCUGGCCCACUUUGCACAUUGAACCACAGAAGACGAGCUGAAGUGAGAAGAUGAGGAGCAGCUUAAGGAUGGUGACUGCCGAACCAGGCACUGGUGGCAGAAACCUGCCUGUGUCACCUUGCUACUGCUGGGAACUUGGCCCACAGGCAAGCAGCUGGUGUUCCACAGGGCACCAACCUAGGGACCAUUUGGUUCUGAGCUGUGGAAAAUGACUAAGUAUAGCACUGAAUUAUUUCAAGAAACUGAAGAUUCUUUCCAUUGAUUAUAAUUUAUUAGAUUUGUAUGUUUAGGAGAUAGGCACCAGCACCCCUGCUGACCCCACUAGGAACAAGGGUGUACAGAAAAUGGAUGGAUGGAUGAAUAGUAUGUUUAAGUUAUUUUUAAGUGGGUAGUUUCUUUUUUUCUCUAUUUUUUUUUUUCAACCAUUUUCAGUGAGUGAAUGAUUCAGCCCACUUUAGUGGCAAUUAUAUAAGGAGUUAUAAAGGUUUCAUUGUAAAAUUAAUUGAACAGCUGUAAUUAAUUCAGUUUAUGACCAAUCAAGUAAAUAAUCAAAUAUGAGCCAAAAUAUAUUUAUGGCCCCAUUCAAAUGAGAUAAUAUCAUUGCUUAGGCUUAGUUUCUUAAGAAUCUAAAUCAGUUUAUUGUAUAGUUUUAGAAAAGAAACUUAAAGUGCAAGUGACUGUGUUUUAAUCUAAUGAGGAAAGUAAAAAUUCAAAUUUUACUUGAAUUUUCCACAAACUUACAUGCCAUAACUGGAAUUCAGAUGAAGGUUUUUUUUCUUUUUAAUCCUAAUUAACUUUAUUGCCAAAGUUGCACAUGUUCGCUUGUAUUUAGUUGUGAUCCAAUGUGUGAAAUGUAUUACUGGUUUACCUUGCAAUGUUUUAAUGAAAGCUUGUACACUGAAUUGUAGCAUUCAGGCUCACAAUAAGAAACAAUAACAUAUAGCUACAUACAGUUAUGUAUUAACUUGGGAUGUCCUGAUCAGGAUGUUUGUUCCCAAUACCAAACCAAUCGUUUAAUAACGAUCAGCAGAUUCUGACGACAUGUCACCCAAAAUGUGCAGUUUCAUCAUUUCUUAGUAGCAAAUUUAUUCCGUUUUGAUUCGUCUUGUUGAUUAUUUCCAUCUGCUGACAGAGACAGACAGGAAGCUGCUACAGUCUCUAUCUGUUUGUGAAUAUUAAUAUAAACAGAAAACCAAGAUCUGAUGAACAGGUUAGAGGAUGCAAACUAUAUUGCUGCACAUUACCUGCAUCAAAUAUAGUCAUGCAUUCCUAGAGGUACAGCUGGCAUAAAAUUCUUCAGGAACUCCAAAAACUGUCAUUUCUAACACUGCCAUAAUCAGAAAUAUGUAAUAUCUGGAUCCGAUUGGGACAUCCCUUGUAGAAAAUGAAUGAGGUGCAUUAUUUUAGCAGGAAAAUAGCUAAUUUUCCAUUAGCAAUGAGAUCAAUCAGUGCAUUUUACUCACUUUAUAUAAACAAACUCAAAAGUUUUUAUACAGUCUAACAUUGCCCCGUGCUUAGUUACCACAACAACGCUUCUAAAGACCGUCGACCAUAGUCAAAAUCCAAUUAUUAAAACUGAACAAGAUUUCACUUUUAUCACAAGCCUGAGCAGCAUUUACUAAAAGAGAGACAAGAAAUCUCAUCACAUGACUGAACGCAACACUUUAACAUCACUGACUGUGCUGCAUUUUACUUCAAACACUUAUUUAUUGCAUUCUUUUCUGUUAUUUAUUGCUUUUAGUCAUCACAGCUCAUCCAGAUGACUGCACAGAGGAGUAUGAGUAGUUUGUGAUUCAACCACUGGAUGGCGCACCUUUCCAGCUCAUUGCGGAACAUGCGGUCUAAAACCUUCCUACUGCAGAACCGCAGGAAUCGUUGCCUCUGCUUUCAUGUCUUAGAUUUUGUGUUCAACUAAGGGCUUUUAGUGUUUUUUGUUACUGUGAAGCGGUGCAGACGCAUUAGCAUCAAAAACUGAACAUCUGGAAUAUGCACAUUUUAGCCAUUAGGAUCUACGUUUGUGUAAUCUGAGGCAGCACACGACGCAUCACUUCGUUCUUCACGAUACACACAUGCAGUUGGGUUUUUUCAGUGUUAAAAACAUCCAUAAGCACAAUAUAUGAAACAUAAGUAUUAGCCUCCUCCAGGUGUCUUUGUGAAUCUUUGCUCUGUGUUAUCUCAAAGUCACUGCUCAUCAGUAAGAACUGAGCAGAUCUCAGAGAGGGUGCCUUAUUGUUAUCACUGCAGUGUAACCCAAGUUGCCUUGAUAUUUGUGAUAAACCUCUCAUUUCAUCCGGUGUAUUCGCCCUUCCCCUCCGUUAUCAGCCACUGACGCCUCAGAAGGACCAACGUUUACGGCUUUAAAUGUUAAGUCUGUGCCUGACUCUUUGGCCUCCCAUCCAGAUCACGUGUGGAACUUCCACUCUGUUCCGUGUACAUUUUGCCUGUAUAAAGAUCUCAUCCUGUAACGGUUUCUGUGUUUAUGGCCAGAACCCCAAACUCUGCCAACAGUUUUGUUGUAAUUUGAUCAGUCUUUGUUGAUGUCAAAUAAAGAAUAUUGUGUCAAACUCUCUUGAAA
Messenger RNA from Xiphophorus maculatus (southern platyfish), 3409 nucleotides. It is a transcript of the gene acer3, whose product is annotated as alkaline ceramidase 3. The transcript is spliced from 11 exons. The coding region runs from base 72 to 875 and encodes 267 amino acids. The record is from RefSeq and is a predicted model, not a curated record. Gene Ontology annotation, cellular component: endoplasmic reticulum membrane. Gene Ontology annotation, biological process: ceramide metabolic process; phytosphingosine biosynthetic process. NCBI's taxonomy places the organism in Eukaryota, Metazoa, Chordata, Actinopteri, Cyprinodontiformes, Poeciliidae.